Molecule: messenger RNA, 4623 nt
Organism: Rhincodon typus (whale shark)
Lineage: Eukaryota; Metazoa; Chordata; Chondrichthyes; Orectolobiformes; Rhincodontidae
Gene: usp6nl
Product: USP6 N-terminal like
Exons: 15
Coding region: 268-2862 (864 amino acids)
Source: RefSeq, a predicted model, not a curated record
GAUGCUAUUUCGAUUUUAAGUUCUACAAAAGUUGAUUUAUUUUUUUUUGUGUUCUUCACCACCCCCCCUUUCCCAAUUUAGUUUCAUAAAAGCAUGUAAACUUAUGGAAGUGGAUUUGUAAAACCGUAGGUUCGACUUUUUAAAAAAUCGUUCUUUGACUGGUCCCGCGAUGAAAUCUUCCCUUUCUUCUGGCAUGAACUCCUCUCUCUGGAUAGAUAAUUGCAGAUCAGCACUAUAUCUCUAUCUGAUGCAGAAGAACACAUCAUUAUGAAUCCAGAUGCUGAGCAGGAUGUGGCAGUGAAACUUGCCCAGGAGCGAGCUGAAAUAGUAUCAAAGUAUGACAAGGGACAAGAAGGAGCGAAGAUUGACCCAUGGGAAGAUGCAGACUUCCAUAUUUAUAAAAUCACUGAUCGAUUUGGUUUUCUACAUGAGAAAGAGUUGCCAAUGCCUGAUGCUGUAGAAGAAAGACUGAAACAAGUAGAGAUUGAAAGAACAGGAAAAUGGCUGAAAAUGCUGAAAAGCUGGGACAAAUAUAAGAGCAGUGAAAAGGUGGUACGGAGAAUUUACAAGGGAAUUCCCCUGCAACUAAGAGGAGAGGUCUGGUCUCUACUUCUCGAAAUACAAAAAAUCAAGUUGGAGAAGAAAGACCUGUAUGAUAAACUGAAAAGCAGAGCUCGGACAGUAUCUCCAGACAUCAGGCAGAUUGAUCUGGAUGUGAAUCGUACUUACAGGGACCAUAUCAUGUUCAGGGAAAGAUAUGGAGUGAAGCAGCAAGCUUUGUUCCAUGUUUUAGCUGCUUAUUCCAUGUAUAACACGGAAGUGGGUUACUGCCAGGGAAUGAGUCAGAUCACUGCACUGCUUCUUAUGUAUCUGAAUGAAGAAGAUGCCUUCUGGGCACUUGUGAGACUAUUGUCUGACUCGAAACAUAGUAUGCACGGUUUCUUUGUUCCUGGUUUCCCAAAACUGUUACGGUUUCAAGAGCACCAUGAUCGGAUUUUGAAGAAGUUCAUGCCAAAGCUUAAACAGCAUUUAGAUUCCCAGGAUGUGUUUACAUCUUUGUAUACUAUGAAGUGGUUCUUCCAGUGUUUUCUGGACCGCACUCCCUUCACCCUCACAUUGAGACUCUGGGACAUCUACAUGCUAGAAGGAGAUCGAAUUCUCACAGCCAUGUCAUAUACUAUUCUUAAACUUCACAAAAAACAUUUGAUGAAGUUAUCAAUGGAGGACUUGAUAGAAUUUCUGCAAGAGUCUUUGGCCAAGGAUUUUUUCUUUGAUGAUGACUUUGUUAUAGAUCAGCUGCAAAACUCCAUGUCUGAGUUGAAACGUAAUAAACUGGACUUGCCACCAGCGGGUAAACCCGAAGAAUUUCCACAGAAAUCACUCGGCCAGGUACCAGUGGAACAUCAAGAACCAGCUGUUAUCAAUCACAUGAUCAAUGGACAAAACAACAUGGCUAAAGUAGGGCCUCCAGCAUCAAGGAGAAAAGACAGAAAGGCAUCACAAGAGAAAUUGCAGGAGAAACAACCUGACAACAGGCAUGGAAAGAGUUCUUUGGAAAAGACAAAUGUUAAAUCACAAAAGAUUGACCUUUUGGAAAAUCAGGGAGGCAAAGUGAAAGUUCUGCCGGAUCUUGAUGUGAAAAAACAGCAUGGAUUCCCACCACAGCAUGCAUUGACACAAGGCAACCCUAAACAACUUAACAAUGCUACUGCUAACCAGAACACAAAUGCUAACCCAACUGUCAAGAAGGAUUUUGCACCCAAGUGGAACAAACCUUCAGGCUUAAAAAUCUCAGAAGCAACUUCAGAACAUUCUGCAAAUGGCAAAGGCAGAACUGGAAGCUAUAAUACCCCAAACUCUCCAUCCACUGCAGAUGACUCUCUGAUGGCUAGAAGGAAGGCCAUUAUUAUAGAGGUUGAUGAAACAAAGAGAGACUCAAAUGCUUCAGAAUAUGACAAUGUUCCCGGAGUAGAUCAUGAAAAUGAAAAUCAUGCAGAGGAGAUCAUGGAAAAGGGAGAGCCUGAGGUAGUGCAAAAUCAAUCUAUCUCCCGAGAAGCCAUGUUAAAAAAUACUAGUCCUUCAAGGCUAUUGUCAGUGCCGUUAUCAAACAAUACAAGCAAUAUCAGUGCUAAUUCUCAAGCAAGACUUCCAAGGACUCAUUCAGGAUCAGUAAGUUCCAAACAAAGAUCUUCAGUAAAGCGGCAACCUUCUAUGCCACCAUCCUACUCUAGCCCUCCUGGGUAUCAUGGUAGCCUCCCACAGUACUCGCCCACCAGAGCUAAAGACGUAGCUGUGUUGCCGUCGUACAGUUACAAUAUGCCUGGUUCUCAAACACAGUAUGACAAUAGACAGUAUGGUACGAAGCCUGCACAUUUGCCAGACUACCAAGAGGGUAGAAUGAACUCCUUUACUAUUAGCCGCCAGUUUUCUAAUUCUUCUCAGACAUUCAGAACUCCAGCACAGCCUUUAGACCACAGUGAACAAUAUGAUUCAGUGGCCACAACCAACUAUGUCAGGCAUCCAAUUCCAUGUGAAAGUACACAGCAGCAUUUGCCAGAAUACCAACAGCAUUACAAAAGAAGGCAAGAGCAAUAUGAACAACACUGGAACCCAGAAACUGACAUUAGGCACAGAAGAAAUAUGCAAAGAUCACCCAGUUUUCGAAAUGCACGGCAGAGUCCUUUCCCAGAGUUUAGCUACCAGGGUGUGCCUGUAGCUGGUAGCAAUAUGUAUAAUAGAACUUCACCAUAUCCUGAUUCACAUGCACAAACAAAAUAUCCAAAUACAGCUCAGUUUGGUCCCCAACAUUAUGGAAAGCAUCAGACGGAUAGAAGAGCCAUCCCAGAAUCAGUAUUGCUUUAAGAUAUUGCUGCCCCUUUUUAAAAGUAAUGUGAACAGUGUUAAAGUAGAUCAUCUCUGACAUUUAAAUAUAUCUUUAGGAAGUGAUACAGUAGACAAGUUUCUAGCAGAGUCUAAAACGUUGGAUGAGGUUUCUAAUUUUAAAUGUUUCCUAACUAAGUACACUGGUAUUUCCCCAGUAUGUCUAGCUACUCGAAUUUACAAAGUUUGAUAAAACAACCAACCCGAAAUUGAGCACCAGUUCUUUUUCAUUAAAAUUGAUUGAAGAAAUACUGGCUGUUUUCUAGUGCCAGGAACCAUUGAGAUUUGAGCUCAUGCCUACAGUAGAUUGAAGUCUGCAUCUUAAGUGAUGUUCUGCAAGGUUCCACAUAUGUAAGAUUUUUGAGGGAUUGACUUGUAUUCUAUUGCUACCUUUUCACUGCCCAGGUCAACCCUGAAAUUGUUAAUCAUAUACUCAUGACAUGCAUUUGUUUUAAAAUAGAUUUAUUCAGCAAUAUUUGUGUAGUUCUUUGAUCUAAAAUCCUAGAGUAUACUGAGAAUUUUCCCAUGUGACUUUUGUGAACUCCUAUUCAAUAAUUUUUAAAAAGGUACCUGGACUACAUUUCCCUUAAGCCUGCCCAGACAGUUGCAACUGUCAGCAACAAAUGUAAUAAUGUAUUUUCUAGCUAUACUUGCACAGAAAUGUUGAAAAGUGCAUAGAGAUCAGUGCCAUGGCACUUCAGCUAAGUAAAAGAAAACAUGCUCAAUACAACAUUAAACCACAGAAUGUUUUAUAUUGUUAGUGCAUGUUGAAUUUCACAUCACUUUUAAUUGUGACCAGGUGCAUCAUGAUAGAUAAUUUGUGCAAAAUAAAUUUACUUGUAAAAUAAUAAAUUAAUUUAUCCUUUGAAUUUAAAUUGCAUCAACAUGCAUCUAAUAUAUUGUCAUGAAUUAUUUCCCUCCAGUGUUUCUAAAAUAUUAAAUAGCAGAAACUAUCCUUCUAGUUCAAACCAAAUGAUUAUGAUUAACAGUAGGUAGUUUUGAGUUGGGUGGCACUGGGUUUUUGGACCAGUUUAUUUAGGAUUCGUGUCUGCAGGUCUAACUUUCUGUUUGUGCCCUACUUAUUUCCAGAUAGCUAGUUGUAUCCAAUUAAUGACAUAUUGACUUCUUUUAAAAUGGUUUUAAAUGGAAAGGAACAAAGAACAUAUGCUGCAGAUUAUUCCUGUGUUUGCAGGCAGAAUGUUUUGGGGUAUAAACUAUUUCAGCAGAGUAGGGAAACACUGAAAAAAUAUUUAAGUUAACUGAAUACUAAUCCAAACACCUGAAUAUCAACGGACUGACUGUAUAUGUAAAACAGCACUACUGUGUGUAUAUAUGUAUGAGUAUGUGUGUAUGUGUAUAUAUACACAAAUGUGGAAAUGAAAUUAUCAGUACACCAUUUAGACAUUCUGAUCUGAAUAAACAAAUUGAUAUUGUUCAUUUCCUGCUCAACUUCUUGCUUAAUGAAACAAUUGCAGACCGAACUCAUUGCUGUUGAAGUAUGUAAUUAUUGUAAUAAUCCUUUAAGUCUUAAUCAUGAGUGUUUAAUUUGGACACUGGCUGUAUAGUAUAAAUGAGAUGGAGCAACUGAAACCUGCUAUCUGCAAUAUAUGUAUCAGCAGAGGUAAAUACUGUAGAAUUUAUAUAUUCACACUAUUUUCUUAAAUAAUCUGCAGCCGUUUUAUAGCUGUGUAUUCUAUUUUGUGACUGUACUUUUUUAACGUUACAAAAAAGACUUUGAACAAG